Molecule: messenger RNA, 573 nt
Organism: Auxenochlorella protothecoides
Lineage: Eukaryota; Viridiplantae; Chlorophyta; Trebouxiophyceae; Chlorellales; Chlorellaceae
Exons: 3
Coding region: 1-573 (190 amino acids)
Source: RefSeq, a predicted model, not a curated record
AUGUGGGGCCUGCUGGAUGCCAACUCCCAGGUGCCAAACUCGCCCCUGGCCCUGCUCAAGCGCAUGACAUCCCCCGAGUUCCUGGCCCGGGCCGUCGCCGAGGAGGAGAAGCUGGAGCGCAGCUACCGCGUGCACGAGGGCUGCCCCUGGCCGGCCCCCCGCCCCCUCUACGUGCUGGCGCUGAGCGAGGGCGGGCCAGCAAGCGGGGCGCCCGGCGCGCUGCACACGCUGCGCACCCGCCUGCCGCUGGCGGGCGUCCAGGACGAGCUCAACCAGGCCAUGGGCUGGAGCAGCCCGCGCAUCGCCUGCAGCCGGGUGGCAGACGGCGUCGUGGCUUUCCAGACCCUGGUGGCGGCCGAGGCCUACGCGGCGGAGCUGGAGGAGGCGCGGGGGCUGCCCCAAGCCUCAGUGGCGGUGGUGGAGACCGCGUCGCACGCCCUCUUCCGCAGCACGGCCGCCGCACAGGCGGUCGUCGUGGUGCUGGCCGACGAAGCGGACGGCAGCGGGCCGCCCGGACCCCUGCAGCUGGCGGGGGCGCUCCUGCGCCGGACCCGGGAGGAGCGCCUCAAGUAG